GUCAGCGGCCCGGUGUGGUGCCCUCUCGGGGAGGGGGCGGACCCAUGACCGACAACGGCUCCGUCAAGAAAUGCGCCGGCUGCGGCGGCAAAAUCGGCGACCGGUUCCUUCUGCACGCCCUGGACCGCUACUGGCAUGUGGCGUGCCUCAAGUGCUCGUGCUGCCAGGCCCAGCUCGGCGACAUCGGCAGUUCCUGCUUCUCUAAGGCCGGCAUGAUCCUGUGCAAGACCGACUACAUACGCCUGUUCGGUGCGAGUGGGGCCUGUAACGCAUGCGGACAAUCCAUCCCAGCCAACGAGUUCGUCAUGCGAACGCAGGGCAACGUCUACCACGUCAAGUGUUUCACCUGUUUCACCUGCCGCUACCAGCUGUCACCUGGAGACAGAUACCACUUCGUGAAUGGGAGGAUAUUCUGUGAACAGGACGGGACCAAUCUGUUAAAGGGAGCGGCGGAAGGUCCCCCAACCCAGGGCCUCCGGCCACAGCAUAAGGUCUGCUGAGGAGUCUGGGAACCCCCUCGAUGCAUGAGGAUAUACCCCCCUACUCCUCGAGGGGUACUUUCAUACUUACGAGGUGACGCAGCCAGCAGGAAAAGAAAGCAAGUUGUGUUUACCAUUGCUAAAAAAGACAAUACAAUUGCCUGUUUGUAUAUAUAUAUUACUGCCGUUUGCACGCUACCAAGGACUAAAAACUAUAAGGGCACGAGUUGAAAAUGUCCCGACAUACUUGUACAUGCACGGCUGGCAGCAAGAUGGAUUGACUGCCCUAAUUCUAUGUACAGACAUUGUAAAAAUGUACAGCUAUUCCGGGCCCAUUACCCUAAAUUGGCACCUGACAUAUCAAGACAAGAAAUGGCAGUGUACAUUGACGAGCUUUUAUAUCUUACCACACAGACCUGUUGAUGCAAUUGACAGUGGUCAGUUUGGGAUGUUUUUUUGAAAUUCCAACGGUCCUCUUUGCCAAGCAAGAUUGCGGAAGAUAUUUAUUUUUUUGACGUGACACGUUGGACUGAAUUUUAAAAAGCGCUAGUUAUGCAUGUGCUCGAUGGCGACCAGUUCCACGCUCGACAGUUUGAAGGCUAUUUCACACCGACGUUCUCUACAUCAUGUCCAAAUCUGCAAAGUGUUAUAACACAUGGGUCAAAGAUGGAAUACAUUUGGCGGGUAUCACAGCCCAUGUAAACACCAUUGAUACCUUCAGUAUGUGAACUGUUUGCUGCCUUAACUUAUCGUGUACAGAUAUGUGGCUUCAAAAUGGUGUCUUUUACAUCUAAUGUUGCUGAGCAUAUGUCAAGGUUGUGUUACGGUAAUUCGUCAUAAUGACCAGGCGUUGUUGUGGGACCCCGUGGAAUUACUCCACCAUUCUCGUCAUCAAUCUGGACUCGCCCUGCCCCCCUCCCUCUCUCCUACAAAGCGGAAUAUUAUAUACAAAAAUAAAUUCAGCAUAACACCAGCUUGUAGUGAUUCAUACAUAUAAAAAAGAUUAUAUCAUUAAGCUAUUCUACUCUACAACAUCUACUACAUGCUGACGCUGUGAGAAGGGGAGGGGGCAUGGCGAUUGCAAGAGACGAGCUUUCAUGAUGUUGUUUCCACUGUGAAUUUCACCAUUAUAGUACUGUUGUACGUUCUGCUGUAUAUAGAGAUUAUGUAGACGUAAAUUUGACAUUUCUGUAUCUCUACUUGCUUUUAAUACCUGUGAUCGUUGUUUAAUAUUAUCAUGUACGCCUCAGCAUCUGGCACCCAGCUAGCAUAUGGGAAUGACACGAGCAAACUACUACUCGAUUGUUUUGACAGACUGAAGCAAAGUAUCGUGUGUCGAAGCCUUAUCUGCAACUUCGUGUCUCUAUUGAUUAAUUUCUGGAAGGUUGUUAUAGUCUGGUGCUGACAUACAUGAGACCGGGUGUAAGCUUAGCCCAUUUUCUUAAAAGGAAAUGCUGUCUUUCUUGAGGAAGACAUGCUGUACAUGUAUCAUGUAUGUAGCCAGGCUCUCUCUCUACAUGACGAGUGGUUGGAGCAUGGUUUACUGUUCGGGGUAGUUCUGUUGUUACUCUAUUGGUGAAUUAAAUACACCGGGUUGUUACGGUA
This is a messenger RNA of Branchiostoma floridae (Florida lancelet), 2084 nucleotides long. Its product is annotated as LIM domain transcription factor LMO4-like. NCBI's taxonomy places the organism in Eukaryota, Metazoa, Chordata, Leptocardii, Amphioxiformes, Branchiostomatidae. The record is from RefSeq and is a predicted model, not a curated record.